Molecule: messenger RNA, 909 nt
Organism: Penicillium salamii
Lineage: Eukaryota; Fungi; Ascomycota; Eurotiomycetes; Eurotiales; Aspergillaceae
Source: the annotation of a GenBank genome assembly
AUGGUCCAACACACAAUGGAUCCUAACACUGGCUAUCCUGCCGGCUAUCCCGUCCCGACUCAGAGCCCCCAAAAUCAACAGAUGCCAUUCUACCCUAAUCCAGCACCCCCAUAUCCCCAGCCCAAGACACCGUCCACUCAACAAUUUGGUGCCAUGCCAAUGCAGCCAGGUCCUGGUGGAGCAAUGGUUCCUUCAGGUUUCCCCCAAUCCUCUGCACCAAUGGAAAACUAUUCAGCGCCCUUUACCCAAGCUCCCAUGCCCGGUCCCAUGGGCCAAUUUGUCCCUCAGAGCACAUCCGGCGCGAACAUGCCCUCCCAAGUAGCACAGACCUUCUCCCAAAACAUGGCAUCCAUAUCAGCAAACAACUUACUCGGCACGCAACCCAAACCCCCUUCGCAAAUAAACUCCCCACAAAGUGGUGCGUCCCCCGGAGCCCCGGCCCAGACACAGGCUCAAGCCCAGGCGCAAGCCCAGGUUGCUGCGCGUGAAAAGGCCCGUGUUACGGUUCUCCUUGAUAUCAACUCGGCGCUUCUGGAGGAGGUGGUGAAUCUUCAGGCUGCUGGUAAGGCCGGGCCUGCAUCCAACCCGGACACAAACUCGCCGACCUCCGAGCCCGCAGAUGCAUCCAAGGCAAACCAGAAACCCAGCCAAGAAUACAUUGAAUGUAUGCGCCGCCUGCAAGCCAACCUUGCCUAUCUUGCGACCAUCGCCGAUCGAGCGAAGAAAGCCGGUGGCGUCGUUCCUCAGACGCUGGCGAUUAUGACUCCGCCUCCUAACCUCCCGGCUGUGAACGAGUUGUACACCAAACUGAACGAUCUUUUUCCUCGAUCGGGCAAGACCUCCACUCCGCAGAGACUCAGCCCCAACGGUGGGCCAAGUCCCCGCGCUAUGAAUGAUUCAAUGGUUUGA